Molecule: messenger RNA, 4219 nt
Organism: Branchiostoma floridae (Florida lancelet)
Lineage: Eukaryota; Metazoa; Chordata; Leptocardii; Amphioxiformes; Branchiostomatidae
Product: gastrula zinc finger protein XlCGF57.1-like
Exons: 3
Coding region: 2365-3927 (520 amino acids)
Biological process (GO): regulation of transcription by RNA polymerase II
Cellular component (GO): nucleus
Molecular function (GO): DNA-binding transcription factor activity, RNA polymerase II-specific; RNA polymerase II transcription regulatory region sequence-specific DNA binding
Source: RefSeq, a predicted model, not a curated record
CAGAAGAACAGGUCAGUUUGCAAAGGGCGUGUUUGUCGGAGUAUCACGAUAUUUCCUUCAUUGACGUCAUUUUCAAGACAAUUCAACACAUCAGAAGCACCAUAAACCGGCAAACAAGAUGGACAGCGAAAUUGCCAUGGACGAUCAGCCAACUACACGCCAUAGUGAUGGAACAAGCAGCAGCGAGAAAUUGGAUGUGGGAAUGGAGCAAAACAAGAAAGGGGACAUUCCACGCGAGGAAAAGUGCGGAGUAGAAUCUGACAAUUCUCUUACACAAUGUGGAACGGAACAGAGGGGCAGACAUGCGCUGAAACUUUCUGUGCACAAAUACUUUGCGCGUACGGAAUGUGGCCAUAGGGCAGCCUCGGAGUCUAACCUAAUAAAACACAAAAGAAAACAUACUGGUGAGAAGCCCUAUAAAUGUGACCAGUGCGACUAUUCGGCUGCACAGAAAGGCAAAUUAGACCGUCACCGGGCUAAACAUACCGGCGAAAAACCCUUAAUGUGUGGAGAGUGCGGAUACAGGACGGCUGACAGGUCUUACUUAUAUGUACAUAUGAGAAGACAUACAGGUGAGAAGCCAUAUAAAUGUGGUCAGUGCGAAUAUUCCGCUGCAUCAAAGGGCGAUGUAGACCGUCACCGGGCUAAACACACCGGAGAAAAACCCUACAUGUGUGGAGAGUGCGGAUACAGGACGGCUGACAGGUCUGCCUUAAAAGUACAUAUGAGAACACAUACAGGUGUGAAACCUUAUAAGUGUAACCAGUGUGACUUUUCUGCCGCAGUUAAAAGUAAUCUAAACCAACACAUGUUUACACACACCGGAGAAAAACCCUUAAUGUGUGGUGAGUGCGGAUUCAGGACGGCUAACAGGUUUACCUUAACCGUACAUAUGAGAACACAUACUGGAGUGAAACCUUAUAAGUGUGACCAGUGUGUAUUUUCUGCUACACAGAAAGGAAAUUUAGACCAACACAUGGCUACACACACCGGAGAAAAAACAUACAGGUGUGGAGAAUGUGGAUACAUGGCAGCGCGUAGGUUUCACCUAUCCCGACAUAUCAGAACACAUACUGUGGUAAAACCUUAUAAAUGUGACCAAUGCGACUUUUCUACUAAAAGGAAAGAUUAUUUAAAGAAACACUCGUUAAAACAUGCGUCUUAGGGAUACAGUUGGUACUUGCGGAUACGGAACCGCCGGCAGAUUUAUAAUAUGUGGAUACAUGCAAAAGAUCAAAACAGAAAUGUAAUCAUUGGAAAUAUAUUUUGCUGUAUGUUUCGACGUUAACAUGGUUAGAUGUUUCGGUAAAAUACCCUACUUAAACAGAUCCUAUCGUGACUUUUGCAUGUCCUUGGGACUUAGUGGUUCAACCAGUUUUUCUAGAUAGCUGUACUUUUAUUAAAUGGUUCUGCCAAUUCAUUCUAGUGACGCUAAAGAAUAAUGGUGGAUGUCACUCGAAACGUCCGGAAGUAAAUAUCUGUUUUUCAUCCAGUCGUAGAGAUUGAAUUGUUAUUUGAAGAUCCUACCGUGGCAUAAGAUAUCUUUAAAGCUGGCCAGGAGUACAGCAAGCCAUGGAGUGCCCAUUUACCAUUGGUGACCAAUGUUCACUCCUGGUCCCGACCAUUGAUUGAUAAUGUUUGACAUAGAGACGUUGUUAGAUCAUAUGUAUUUCCUUCGUUAUCAUAACAAUUUGAUUCACAUUAUGUAGAAACUGAAAUAAAAUUAGCUGUUGGCUUAAGCUUGAUUCAACUUUGUCGCUUACAAUACCUCUUGCGAUCUAUGCAUGUCAUCUAAAUUUAUAUGCUUAGUUUGAAUGCUAGUUAUACAUAUAAACAUGGUGAUCUUUCCUGUGACGUCACGACCACUUGCUGAUCCGUCCUACUGAAGAGAACACAGUAGACGAUUAAUUUUGAAAUAACGUAGAUUUCGUCAGAAAAUACCAUCUUUUUCGUGAAUGCUAGAGGAACUUUUACCUCAUAGAUACUUUGCGCACAUAACGAGAACUUUUUGUAACCGCCAUGAUUCAGUUAAUGAUACUAGCGAAUGCUUGAUCGACUCUUUGUUAACAGUUUGGCAUUUUAUUUUUUCAUUACUUUACUAAAAUUGCAAAAAAAGCGAUGCAGAAAGCAUCCCAGGCAGCAAUGCUUGUGUUUGCUAUGGUGCCAUCUGGCAUACACACAUUAUACAGUGAAACAUCUGCAUCGAACGAAGCUGGAUAAUCAGGUAUAUCAACUUUGACCUUCAACCUUCAAGGCGAAGAGUGUCCGCCAUUUUGAUUUGUCGAGCAUCACAUUCCUUUCCAGUUUGUCGCCAUUUUCACCACUUUCCACACAUCAGCAAUCACCGGAACGCCUUUAACCGCUAUGAAUGAAAGGGGCAGUGAGGUUGCUAUGGACGAACUGCCAACUGCACACCCUGGAGACGAGACAAGCAGCAGCGAGAAAUUAGACAUGGAAAGGCAGCAGAACAAGGAAGGGGACAUUCCAUGCGAGGAAAGGGGUGGAGUAGAAUCCGACCAUCCUCCCGCACAGGGUGGAACAGAGCAGACGGACAGGCAUGCUGUUGAGAAACGUUUUGCGUGUACAGAUUGUGGCUAUAGGACGGACAGAAAGUAUCUACUAAAAAGUCACAUGAGAAAGCAUACAGGUGAGAAACCCUAUAAAUGUGACCGGUGCGACUAUUCGGCUGCAUGGAAAGACAAUUUGGAUCUACACAUGUCUACGCACACCGGAGAAAAACGCUACAUGUGUGGAGAGUGCGGGUACAGGACGGCUGACAGGUCUCACCUAUCCAGACAUAUGAGAAGACAUACAGGUGACAAACCCUAUAAAAAGUAUAAGUGUGACCAAUGCGAUUAUUCUGCUGCAUCAAAGGGCGAGUUAGACCGACACAUGACGACACACACAAAACCCUUCAUGUGUGGAGAGUGCGGAUACAGGUCGGCCGACAGGUCUGUGUUAACCAAACACAUGAGAAUGCAUACGGGCGAAAAACCUUAUAAGUGUGACCAGUGUGACUAUUCUGCUGCACAAAGAAGUCAUUUAAAGUAUCACAUGGCUCAACACACUGGCGAAAAACCCUUCAAGUGUGGAGAGUGCGAAUACAGGACUGCUAUGAAGUCUCACCUAUCGGAACAUAUGAGAAGACACAAGGGCGAGAAACCCUACAAAUGUGACCAGUGCGAUUAUUCUGGCGCCUCAAAAAGCAACCUAGAUCAGCACAUGGCUAUACACGCCGAAGACAAACGGUACGUGUGUGGAGAGUGCGGAUUCAGGACGGCUGCAAAGUCUUCGUUAAAGGUACAUAUGAAAACGCAUACAUGUGUGAAACCUUACAGGUGUGACCAGUGUGACUAUUCUGCUGCAAGGAAAAGAAGUUUAGACCGACACAUGGCUAAACACACCGGAGAAAAACCCUACAUCUGUGGAGAGUGCGGAUUCAUGACGGUUGCCAGCUCUUCCUUAACCACACAUAUGAGAACACACACGGGCGAGAAACCCUACAAAUGUGACCGAUGCGAUCAUUCUUCUGCAAAGAAAUGCAAUUUAGACGUGCACAUUAGAACACACACCGGAGAAAAACCCUACGUGUGUGAUGAGUGCGAAUACAGGACUGCUGUCAAAUCUCACCUAUCGGAACAUAUGAGAAGACAUACAGGUGUGAAACCUUAUAAAUGUGACCAGUGCGACUAUUAUGCUGCAACGAAAGGCCAUUUAGACGUACACAUUAAUACACACACAAAACCCUACAUGUCUGGAGAGUGUGGAUAUCGUGCGUCCUUAUGGUCUAGCCUCUCGCAACAUAUGAAAACGCAUACUGGUGAGCAAAUGUAUAAAUGUGACCAAUGUGACUAUUCUGCUUUAUGGAAGGGCAAUUUAGACCAGCACAUGGCUACACACACCGUAGAUAAACCCGACAUGUGUUGAGAGUGCAGAUACAGGACUGCUCAAAGGUUGUACCCAUCCCGACAUACUAGUAUGUGGAGAGAUACUGGCGAGAAGUUCUACAAAUGUGUCCAACGCGACUAGUCUGCUACAGAGAAAAGCUAUCUGAACAAACACCUGAUCAAACACACUUCUUAGGGAUACAGUUGACAGUUACCGAUACAGGACGGAUGACAAAUCUAUUCUAGACGCGCGCAAAAGUUGUACCUGAAAAUUUGAAAACGCAUGUCAUUAUUGAGAAUAUUCUUGAUGAAAAGGCAGUUUUUACCUGACA